This is a messenger RNA of Vitis vinifera (wine grape), 466 nucleotides long. RefSeq names its product protein KNATM. Lineage: Eukaryota; Viridiplantae; Streptophyta; Magnoliopsida; Vitales; Vitaceae. Gene Ontology annotation, cellular component: nucleus. The record is from RefSeq and is a predicted model, not a curated record. The coding region runs from base 45 to 440 and encodes 131 amino acids. The transcript has 3 exons. Gene Ontology annotation, molecular function: DNA binding.
GUGUCUUGUCUGUGUUUGUGCGAGAGAGACGGCAGGAGUGUGUGAUGGAAACCAACUGCGGUGAGAAAGAGAAAAUAAGCCCGGGAUUUGUAGGAGAAAGUGCCGGCGCACAAGAGAAUGAAGAGAUUCUCAGGAAGAGAAUCUCAGGCCACCCUCUGUUCGGCCUUCUGAUUGAGAACCACCUGAACUGUUUGAAGGUGGGGUUAGGCGAAUUUGGAGAGGUUGGUAUAACAACUGAACCAGACAAAGCAGCUGACUCCAAACCCAACAUUAACGGCAUCAUUCAGAAUCCAUCCGACCUCGAUCACUUCAUGGAAGCAUACUGCAUGGCACUGAGCAACCUGAAAGAGGGCAUAGAGGAAGCGCAACAAGAAUCUGCAUCUUUCAUCAAGGCCACCUACCUUCAGCUUGGAGAGCUCACUCACACCAACCACCCUUAAAAUUCCCAGCCAUCUACUGUAUUAAC